AUGGGAGCUCAAGUGGUUGAUUAUAGAGUAUCUACGCUUGUCGUAUUAUGUAAAGACUGUGGAAACGAUGUCGGACUCUAUCCUGCUCGUCACAAGUGUACACCUGUGGAUAGACCACCUAUGCCUCCAUUGCAAUAUAAUGCUGGAAAUACCAGUUCACCCUUGUCUUCUUCUACUACUACUACAGAGUCUUCUUCUUCACCAGCAGUAACCAGAUGGACAUCUCGAAGAGGAAAACAACCCAUGACUGAAUCAAGUGAAAACUCAGAAGAGUCUAUCUAUUUUAACAACUUUGCACAAAAUCUACCUGAAGAUGGAUCAUCAUCAUCAAGCACUGGAAAAAAGCUCUGGGGAAAAGUUCGUCAGAACGACAAAUGGAAACAGCUAAACGAAAAAAAUGAUAAAUCAAAACAGACAGGCAAGCUCUGGGGUAAGCUAAUACAGGCAACACAGACAAUGGCAGACAAGAUCCCUAGUAGAGAUGAACGAGGGGCUGAAUCGGAUGAGGAUGACUGGGAAGGAGAAACCCAUGUGUCAAGGAUCCUUAGAGAAUACUAUGAAAAGAAUAGGUUGCCAUUACCAAGUUGGCUAUUUGAUGAUCGGGCUCCAAGACAAAGAAUAACAAAGUCACCUGAAGCGCCAGAGGUUGCGCCCUCUGCCGGACCAGCCAGAACGCCUUCUCGCAGGAGGCUGUGGGAGGACAAUGGAAGGGAACUUUCAAGUCGAGAGCGUGAACGUCAGGAACUUCGACAACAGCAACCACCACCUUUGCCCGAGAGCGGCGGAAAUCUCAAUUCGUACCGCACUCCAUCAUUAAGAGACAAGCACUACGAUCGUCGCCAGUAUGAAUCAAAGGAUGCCUAUGAUGAUUACUACCAUAGAGAUUAUCAUCGUGAAGAUCGAAGAGGUUACGAUGAUCACUACCGUGACGACAACAGAGACAACGGAGACAUGUCCCCUCAGCGUCAUUAUGAUCAUGCCUAUCAACGGCCACAAUCUCCUCCUAGGCAGCCUAGAUACUAUGAAGACGAUCAUAGACCGGAAAGGCCUAUAAGAAACUAUGAUAGGGCGAACAAUAGAUACAAUCAUCCUACCGAGGACUACUAUUAUUCCUCUUCCUCCUCUUCAAAUAAGCAUCCUGCAAGUCUGAGAGAGCAAGGGCGCAUUGCAGCUGAUGCUGGCAGAGGAGGGUAUAGGCGCGAAAGUGACCGCCACAAUAAUUAUUACUUUUAG
Rhizopus microsporus ATCC 52813 is the source of this 1233-nucleotide messenger RNA. RefSeq lists its product as uncharacterized. Lineage: Eukaryota; Fungi; Mucoromycota; Mucoromycetes; Mucorales; Rhizopodaceae. The transcript is spliced from 3 exons. Bases 1 to 1233 code for a protein of 410 amino acids. The record is from RefSeq and is a predicted model, not a curated record.